CGCAACACACCAUACCAAUUCUCAAGCCCCAGCACAGAAAUAAACCAGCCCUGUCUUCUCUCAGGUCAUCGUUCGAGCCCCAAGGCCCUCACCCACUCUUUGUCUCCUUCUCGCCGCUCGGGUAAUGUCUUUCUUCUUCAUUUCGAGAUGACAGCUCUUUUACACACGAUUCCAAUCGUACUGUGUUUCUAUUCUAUUUAACAUUUUGCAUGUUUUCAUCGCGACGCCUAUUUGCCCAAUUCGAAUAGAGUUAAAGGAGCUUGACGUAAUUUAACUUUAUUUUGGAUGGCAACAAGGACGGAUAUAGUUGAUGAUGAUGAUGACUUUACUGAAAUUUACAAGGAAUACACUGGUCCUCCAGGAUCUACUACCAAUAAUGCACAAGAUAGGUCAAAAGCAAAUAAAAGGUCCCACGCCGGCUCUGAUGAGGAAGAGGAACCUCGGGACCCAAAUGCUGUGCCGACUGAUUUCACUAGCCGAGAAGCUAAGGUUUGGGAAGCUAAAUCAAAAGCUACGGAGCGGAAUUGGAAGAAAAGGAAAGAAGAAGAAAUGAUUUGCAAAAUAUGUGGAGAAUCAGGCCACUUUACUCAGGGAUGCCCCUCCACUCUUGGAGCAAAUCGCAAGUCUCAAGAUUUCUUUGAAAGGGUUCCUGCAAGAGAAAAGCAUGUAAGGGCCCUUUUCACUGAGAAAGUGAUAAGGAGGAUUGAAAAGGUUAUUGACUGCAAAAUUAAAAUGGAGGAGAAAUUUAUAAUUGUUAGUGGCAAGGACAGGUUAAUUUUGGCGAAAGGCGUUGAUGCUGUGCACAAGGUCGUUAAAGGGGAGGGUGAUCAGAAGGGUUCUUCUAGUUCCCACAGGAGCAGAUCUAGGUCGCCUGAUCGAAGUCCUGUUGGAUCACGAUUGCAACGCUCAGAAUCCCAAAGGUCUUAUACAGUUCACCCACGUAAUACAUCACAGUAUCAACAAAGAUUUGGUAGACAAGACAAGAUUGUGGAAGAUCGCAUUCGUGAGGAUAUGCAGAAGUUUUCUAGGGGUUCUCCACAAGCUUAUGGUAAUGAUGGUGGUAGAAGUCGUUCAAGCCAUUCUAAAUCUCCUGCACACCCCCCUUACGCUGGCAACUCAUAUGGUUCAUAUGGUGGUCACAAUCAAAGUGUGAGUGGUUAUAGAAGUGAUGAGGGGAAUACCGAGAGACAGGGACCUGAUUUGCAAUCUGGUCGUCAAUUUGAAUACUCAACCUUCCCUCAGACAUUAGAAGAACUAGAGUUGGAGUAUAAGAGGGAGGUGAUGCAACUUGGUAGAAUUCGUGAUAAGGAAGAAGAUGAAGAGAAUAGUAAGCAUCGUGAGACUAUCAAUGAGAUGAGAGAGAAUUGCAUGAAGAAACUGGCUGUACUGAGGGGCACACAUACAAGACAGUGGGAGGAAUUUCUUCAAGUUGAAGCUCAGAGACGUCAACAGCAGUCAUGCCAACAAAUGCCCACAUCAGGUUUUAGUGGUUAUAAGCAGCACGUUUUCUGUGAUUAUGAUGGCUCCACCAAUCCUCACUACCCUGGGGCUGGUUUACCAAUGGAUUCAAGGGUCAGGUACCCAAAUCAUGUGGAAAAUUAUUCUUCAAGGCCCCAUGAUGGAUAUGGUGAGUUCCAGCGUCAGAGGCGUGAAGAUUUUGGAAAAGCUUACAAUCGAUACUAAAUUCAUGUAAUGGAAAUGAUUUUGGUGAGUUGUCUGUCUUUGGUUGUGUAAAGAAAGACUAAUUAUUGUCUUUUCUUUUUGUUUAUCCCCUCAAAUUUUGAUUGUCCCCUCACAAUCUUGUUACAUCCAUUAUCUUUCCAAAAUUCACAGCCGAUUUUACCAUACUAUAAGAGGCCUCUGUUUGUGGCUAUGGAUGGGAAAAUAUCAUUCAAUUCUGCAUUCUCUAACUGCAA
Hevea brasiliensis (rubber tree) is the source of this 1916-nucleotide messenger RNA. RefSeq lists its product as uncharacterized. Bases 286 to 1683 code for a protein of 465 amino acids. Gene Ontology annotation, molecular function: nucleic acid binding; zinc ion binding. The record is from RefSeq and is a predicted model, not a curated record. Lineage: Eukaryota; Viridiplantae; Streptophyta; Magnoliopsida; Malpighiales; Euphorbiaceae. The transcript is spliced from 5 exons.